AUGGUAGAGUUACAGGACUACAGUGCGGGAGCGAUCUCUGAUACCAGCGGACUUACGCGUAGAGAUAGAGCUGCUCGCGAUGCCACGUCGACUUCAAACGACUCAUCGAAAAAGCUGCAACCUAUAGCUGUUCAGACCCAGGGGUCUAGCAGCGAUGUCCACCUCCCACUAACACAGAUACGUCUCAAGAGCCACGAAUGGUUCGGGGAUUUUAUUACCAAGCACGAAGUGCCCAGAAAGACUCUUCAUUCGUCCAUCGGGUUUAUCACGUUAUAUCUCUACACUACGGGGGCCGACUACCGGAAUGUGAAGUACCCUUUGAUAGCAGCAUUCGUGACAUUACUGACGCUGGAUUUGAUCCGUCUGAGAUGGCAACCGUUCAACAAACUUUACUGCAAAGUUGUCGGGGCGCUGAUGCGCAAACGUGAGAUCCACACCUACAACGGGGUUCUGUGGUAUCUUUUGGGUCUGAUCUUUGCGUUCAGCUUCUUCCCCAAGGACGUGGCACUCAUCUCGCUAUUCUUGUUGAGCUGGAGCGACACGGCAGCCUCCACAUUCGGACGUAAGUUCGGCCACCUGACGCCCAAGCUUGCCCGGAAUAAGUCCUUGGCGGGCUCUAUCGCUGCGUUUAUCGUUGGAGUUUCCGUUUGCUAUGGAUUUUACGGCGUCUUCGUACCCCACUAUGCGUACGUGAACUCUCCGGGCAAAAUAAGCUGGUCUCCCGAGACCAGCAAAUUGACGCUUGCCCAGUUUUCGCUUUUAGGUGGAGUUUUGGCGGCCUUCAGCGAGGGCAUCGAUCUCUUUAACUGGGACGACAAUUUUACCAUUCCUGCAUUAUCUGCUAUAUUCAUGAAUACGGCCAUUCAUGUGACGAAGAAGGCCGCUUUAACUUAA
Molecule: messenger RNA, 894 nt
Organism: Lachancea meyersii CBS 8951
Lineage: Eukaryota; Fungi; Ascomycota; Saccharomycetes; Saccharomycetales; Saccharomycetaceae
Source: the annotation of a GenBank genome assembly